AUCCGUUGUCUUCCGUCGAACUGGCGAUGCAGUCAGCGGCCGCGUCCGCGGGAGCACCAGACGCGCGGGCCAAACAAGUGCUGCGGGAGGCGGUUGACGCCGUCGUCAAUAGCUUCGCAAAACACACGCACGGAUACGGAAGAGUUAAUGUCGUAGAAGCUCUACAAGAAUUUUGGCAAAUGAAAUUAGCCCGUGGUGCAGAUUUGCGAAACGGAGCCCUUGUCAUCUACGAAUCCGUACCUUCAACAAGUCAACCCUACGUGUGCUACGUAACGCUACCUGGAGGUUCCUGUUUUGGUAGUUUUCAGAAUUGUCCGACAAAGGCAGAAGCGCGUAGAAGUUCAGCAAAAAUCGCCCUAAUGAAUUCAGUAUUUAAUGAGCAUCCGAGUAGGAGAAUCAGCGACGAUGUUAUCGAAAAAGCUGUGAUGGAAGCCAGAGCCAGUUUCAAAGGAGCAAAUAAUUCAGGAUCUGAUGACAGUCCUGGGACGGGAAUCGGAGCUUUUCGAUUUAUGCUCGAAGCAAAUAAAGGUCGUACGAUGCUAGAGUUCCAGGAAUUGAUGACUGUGUUUCAGUUACUACAUUGGAAUGGUAGCCUGAAAGCGAUGAGAGAGCGACAGUGCAGCCGGCAAGAAGUGGUCGCCCAUUACUCGCAACGGGCUCUGGACGACGACAUGAGGACGCAGAUGGCCCUGGACUGGAUUGCGCGAGAGCACGAGAACGCGGGCGCUCUAAGCCGGGAACUUGCGGUCGCCGAGAGGGAACUGGAAACUGCCCGACUCGCCGGCAGGGAAUUGCGUUUCCCGAAGGAGAAAAAGGAUAUACUCAUGCUGGCCCAUACACAACUCAAUGGCUCUGGCAGUUGAGCUGAUCGUGGUGAAUUCGAUAUUUUGCCAAAACCUAAGUCGAUAUUUUAAGAGUAAAAGACACAGUUUUGAUCGAGUUUGUGA
Messenger RNA from Ctenocephalides felis (cat flea), 947 nucleotides. Its product is annotated as LIX1-like protein. NCBI's taxonomy places the organism in Eukaryota, Metazoa, Arthropoda, Insecta, Siphonaptera, Pulicidae. The coding region runs from base 27 to 863 and encodes 278 amino acids. Gene Ontology annotation, biological process: autophagosome maturation. The record is from RefSeq and is a predicted model, not a curated record. Gene Ontology annotation, cellular component: cytoplasm. The transcript is spliced from 4 exons.